Messenger RNA from Cladophialophora bantiana CBS 173.52, 2700 nucleotides. RefSeq lists its product as uncharacterized. The coding region runs from base 1 to 2700 and encodes 899 amino acids. The record is from RefSeq and is a predicted model, not a curated record. Lineage: Eukaryota; Fungi; Ascomycota; Eurotiomycetes; Chaetothyriales; Herpotrichiellaceae. Gene Ontology annotation, biological process: carbohydrate metabolic process; glycoprotein catabolic process. Gene Ontology annotation, molecular function: beta-mannosidase activity. The transcript has 2 exons.
AUGGCAACGAAGCAGCGACAUGCGUUAUCCACAAGGUGGAAAUGGCGUCUAGCAGAUGCCAAUGGCAUAUCGAAAGCAGACAGCAUCCCAGAUCUCAAGACUUGGACUCCGGUUACUGCUUUCCCAUCGGUCGUACAAAUGGAACUCCUCGCAAAGAAAAUCAUUCCGGACCCAAAUCUGGGCGAAAACGAGCGUCAGAUCCAGUGGGUUGGGGGUAUGGACUGGGAGUAUUCCUGCUCUUUUCCGACACCGAACGGUCUCGGUAACUCAAGCAUUGCUGAUUUGGUGUUUGAGGGAUUGGACACAUUUGCAACUGUCUCCUUGAACGGCAGAGAGAUCCUCAAAAGCGACAACAUGUUUAUCCCCUAUCGAGUGGAUGUGACCAGUCACCUGAAUCCUGUGGGGCAAGAGAACGAACUUUUGAUACUCUUUGAGAGUGCCUUGAAGAAGGGUGAUGAAUUGGAGGCUAAGUUUGGUCCUAGAAAACAAAUGAUUCGAGACAAAAGAAGGAACCAUAUUCGGAAGGCACAGUACCACUGGGGCUGGGACUGGGGUCCGAUAAUGGUGACGGCUGGUCCAUACAUGCCCAUCUAUCUGGAGACAUACUCUGCAAGACUGGACAAUGUCUACAUCACCACAGAGCUGGCCGGGGAUCACUCAACAGCCACGCUAACGAUUGGCGUGCAAGCGACUGGACCGCCUGCUAUGGUAGCCAAAGUCACCAUUCUCGAUCAAGCUCUUUCACAAGUGUCACAGGAGUUCGACAUCGCACUGGACAACUCGAAAAAAGGUUCGGCCAGUGUCACUAUAAUAGAGCCCAAACUCUGGUGGCCUAAUGGUCAAGGCCCACAACAUCUAUACAAUGUUUCGGUGUCUCUACUAGACGAAUCCUCGGACCAGCUCGAUGCUAGUACCAUUCGAUAUGGUAUAAGGACCAUCAAAGUGAUUCAACGCCCUCUUGAUAAUGCCCCGGGCAAGACAUUUCUCUUCAAUGUCAAUGGCCGCGAUAUCUUCUCCCAGGGAGGCAACUGGAUCCCCGGAGACAACUUAUUGCCUACUAUGACGCGCGAAAGAUACUUUGACUGGAUUCGACUUUCCAAGUACCACCAUCUGAACAUGAUUCGGGUCUGGGGAGGCGGAAUAUACGAGACAGAGGACUUCUUUGAUGCCUGCGACGAGAUGGGUAUGCUGGUUUGGCACGAUUAUGCAUUUGCAUGUGGUGACUAUCCUGUCCACAAAGAAUUUCUCGACAGCGUCAAAGCUGAGGCCGAAGCACAGACCAUUCGGAUGCGCAACCGCGCCUCACUGGCCCUCUUGUGUGGAAACAACGAAGAUUUCGGGAUCCAGGACUUUUUUGGCGAGCCGUACGAUUUUAAAGACCAUCAAGGACCAUUUGAAAAUAGUACUUUCCCUGCGCGGAAGAUCUAUCUCGACCUUCUCCCGAAGGUCUGCGAGAGCCUGUGUCCUACGAUACAAUACUGGCCAUCGUCUCCUUGGGGCGAAGAGGGUGUCAAUGCAAGUGAUACUACAUUCGGGGAUCUUCACCAGUGGGCUGUAUGGCAUGGACCGCAGCACUCUUACCAGAAAUAUGGAGAACUCUCCGGACGGUUUAUCUCCGAAUUCGGCAUGCACGGGUUCCCCAUCAUGCGUACAGUGGAUGUUUUUGCACCUGAUCCGAAGGACCGUCAUCCCCAAUCUCGCACCAUUGACUGCCACAACAAGGGUCACGGCGCGGAGACGCGUAUUGCUCGGUACUUGUCUGAGAACUUCCGAUAUGAUAUGAAGCUUGAGAAUUUCGCAUACUGCUCUCAGCUCUUGCAAAGUGAGGCAUACGGCUAUGCCUUGCGCGAUUGGAAGCGGAAGUUUGGGGGCAAAGGGAAAGAGGAAUGUGCAGGAGCCAUCAUCUGGCAAUUGAAUGAUGUUUAUCCGGUGACAAGCUGGGCAUACAUCGACUACUACCUCCGUCCGAAACCAGCCUUCUAUACGAUUCGCCGAAACUUUGCCCCCAUUAGUGUCGGCAUUGAACGCACGCCUCGCUCUCGGUGGAUCGACGAAGAUAAGCCCAAAGAUUCAUACAUCCCAAAUUUCGCCCUUUUCGCACACAAUACAACUUCGGACGAAGUUAAGUGCACCCUGGAAAUGAGAGCAUACGACCUUCAUAGCGGAAAGGCAGUUGACUUGAAUUGGGCUGGAGUGAGCUCCGAAGUGAUCUUGUCAGCUGGUUACAAUACCGAACUCGGAAGCCUGAAACCCCAUGCAUCGUGGACCGAGGAAAGUCUGAUCAUUCUUGACGCGAGCCUCAUCGACCCAUCGAGCAAAAAGGUGCUAGCAAGAUUCACUGACUGGCCCGAGCCAUACCGGUAUCUGCGGUGGCCUACCGACACAAGAGUGACGGUUUCCGUCCAGAGCGUGAAGAAUGAUAAAACCAAUACCGACAACGAUACGCAUUUUGAGAAUCUGGUGACAAUCACUGCUAAUCAGCCGCUCAAGGGUUGUUGGCUUGAGCCUGUCUACGACGGAAAUGAAAAAGAGGAUGAGCCCGAGCCGCUGUGGGACGAUAACAUGUUCGAUAUACUGCCAGGACAGGAGGUUGAAGUGGGAGUAAAUGGCCUCAGAGGCAGAAAGGUCAAUGUGCGAUUUCUGGCGGAUUGGGAAGUUGGGCAACAGCUGCCAGCAACAAAUGCAAAAGCACAUCUCUAA